Molecule: messenger RNA, 2182 nt
Organism: Mastomys coucha (southern multimammate mouse)
Lineage: Eukaryota; Metazoa; Chordata; Mammalia; Rodentia; Muridae
Gene: Rrs1
Product: ribosome biogenesis regulator 1 homolog
Exons: 1
Coding region: 175-1272 (365 amino acids)
Biological process (GO): ribosomal large subunit export from nucleus; ribosome biogenesis; endonucleolytic cleavage in ITS1 to separate SSU-rRNA from 5.8S rRNA and LSU-rRNA from tricistronic rRNA transcript (SSU-rRNA, 5.8S rRNA, LSU-rRNA)
Cellular component (GO): nucleus; preribosome, large subunit precursor; nucleolus
Molecular function (GO): protein binding
Source: RefSeq, a predicted model, not a curated record
CCUCGCCGCCUAGCGGUGAGCCGGCUCCAGGGACCCCGGAAGUGAUCUUUUCUCUUCCGGAUUACGAGUCCGGACCUCCGCACGUGGUUGCCGGUGUUUGGGUACUGCUGCGGUGGCGGUACGUUCCCGGUGCUGCCUGCCUCAGCGUGAGGGAACCGAGCCGCAGCGAGAGCCAUGGAGGGCCAAAGCGUGGAGGAGCUGCUGGCCAAGGCAGAGCAGGAGGAGGCGGAGAGGCUGCAACGCAUCACCGUUCACAAGGAGCUAGAGCUGGAAUUCGACCUGGGCAACCUGCUGGCUUCGGACCGCAACCCGCCGACGGUGCUGCGCCAGGCCGGGCCCUCACCGGAGGCCGAGCUGCGGUCCCUAGCGCGGGACAACACGCAGCUGCUCAUCAACCAGCUGUGGCAGCUGCCGACCGAGCGCGUGGAGGAGGCGGUCGUGGCGCGCCUGCCGGAGCCCGCCACCCGCCUGCCCCGGGAGAAGCCGCUACCCCGGCCGCGGCCGCUCACCCGCUGGCAGCAGUUCGCGCGCCUCAAGGGAAUCCGUCCCAAGAAGAAGACCAACCUCGUGUGGGACGAGGUGAGUGGCCAGUGGCGGCGCCGUUGGGGCUACAAGCGCGCCCGGGAUGACACUAAGGAAUGGCUGAUCGAGGUGCCCGGGAGCGCCGACCCCAUGGAAGACCAGUUCGCCAAGAGGGUUCAGGCCAAGAAAGAACGCGUGGCCAAGAAUGAACUGAACCGUCUGCGGAACCUGGCCCGCGCGCACAAGAUGCAGAUGCCCAGCUCAGCCGGCCUGCACCCUACGGGACACCAGAGUAAGGAGGAGCUGGGCCGCGCCAUGCAAGUGGCCAAGGUCUCCACCGCGUCGGUUGGCCGCUUCCAGGAGCGCCUCCCCAAGGAGAAAGCUCCCCGGGGCUCCGGCAAGAAGAGGAAGUUUCAGCCCCUCUUUGGGGACUUCGCAGCCGAGAAAAAGAACCAGUUGGAGCUACUUCGAGUCAUGAAUAGCAAAAAACCUCAGCUGGACGUGACGAGGGCCACCAACAAGCAGAUGAGGGAAGAGGACCAAGAGGAGGCUGCCAAGAGGAGGAAAAUGAGCCAGAAAGGCAAGAGAAAAGGGAGCCGGCAAGGACCUCCCGGCAAGAGAAAGGGCGGCCCGCCGGGUCAGGGAGAGAAAAGGAAAGGAGGCUUGGGAGGCAAGAAGCAUUCCAGGCCUCCUGCUUUAGGUGGCAAGAAGAAAGGAGUGCUGCACCAAGGUGGGAAGAGGAGGAAGUAGCGUUUCCCCGCUGGACCCGUUCUGAAAUGCUAGGACUGUACUCAAGGUUUACCUGUGCCUGGUGCAGGCUGCUUCAGGAGGUGGCGCUUCCCUCAUGACGGGUGACAUUGAAGGAACAGGUUUGCUUCCCCUUGAGUCAGUGCUGGACUACGAGUUAAUGGAGACACUGACUGGAAAAUGGUGUAUUUUGAGAACAUGAGAACCAGGAAUAAGUUAAGGCCUGCCUUUUUUUUUUUUUUUUUGGUCUUUGGAUACUGGGUAGGGUUGCUCAGAUUUCUGAAUUAUUCUAGAUUGGUUUCAACGUUUUUGCAUUAUUUUUAUAACAAGGCGUGUAUAUUUAUCAAAGCAGGGAGGAUAGGGGAAAAUUAAGCUGCCUGUGAUUUACAAGUAUUGUAAAGAUAUGCGGUACCUGGUGUUGCUUUUAACUUUUACUGUCGGUAGAGGUUGUAUGUAAAGCUAGUAACCUGGGUACCAAUAUGGAGUGUGCUUGAAAAAAAACGAAGUAGUUACAAUGGCUAUAAAAAGACCCCUCGUAUUAGGAAAACUUUGGCACUAACUAUAAUAUUAAAAGUACAGUACUUUGGUUCAAGUGUUGGUUCAGGUGGCGCAUUUGACCAAUGAAUUGCUUUAAGUGAUGAGUUGGAACCACACUAAGUAAUGGUAAUUAACCUUGUUACUCCAGAAGAUAGUUGUAGCUUUUGUUUAAUUGGCUUGCGUUUUAGUUUUUAUCAAGUACUGGGCUGGAAUUCACUGUGGAGCUAAAGCUAACCUGGAACUCAAGGCCAAGUGCUGAGCUUAUAAACGAGCAGCUACACCCAGCAGCAGAUUUCAUGUUUGCUUCUGUCCCGGAUGUUUUUCCCUGUUUCAUUGCCGUAUUUUGAUCUUAAUAAACUUAUCUUUGCAUAAUUAA